This is a messenger RNA of Cuscuta campestris, 1073 nucleotides long. The record is from the annotation of a GenBank genome assembly. NCBI's taxonomy places the organism in Eukaryota, Viridiplantae, Streptophyta, Magnoliopsida, Solanales, Convolvulaceae.
AGAGCGUCUCAAGUUAAUGAUUCCAAUGCCAUGGGAUUUUUGUUUGGAUACCCUUGCGGGCAUCUCGAAAUGGAGGAGUUCAUGGUGAAGUUUAUAGAGGAUCUUAACAAAGAAAAAAAAUUCAAUAAGUUAUGCUUGUCGACCUUUGAUUAAGGGGGUUCCACUUCUAAAGCCAAUUCAAUAUACUCCGUAUAAAAUAUUUUCUCUCCUAAAAUAUUCGGUCGCUCCUAACGGGCGGCACCACCCUUAGCCGCCUGUCAGGCCAUUGUUUUUCCUUUAAUCUAAGUUACUCAUCACCAUCAAGCCGACAACACCUCAAACUUAAUCCCUACCCAUAUUGAAUCACUACCAUUCAAUACUCUUUCUACCCAUUACAUUCCGGUAGAAACAAAUUCCUAUUGGUUUGUGGAAAGUGUCGCACCAAUUUUCAGGGUCUCUUUGGUCGCAGGUCACUCCUGUCGUGUCCUUAGAAGGAUGUCCUUCUCAAUGAAGACUAUAACUCGUGAAGAAAUUGCCCAACAAAGUUUGUUCUACAGAGACGGACAACACUUUAUUUUGCAGGCAAAAAAUUGGGGGUUUAGGAUGUUUGAAAAGAAUGACGUUCGUCCGGUUUGUUUGAAUUUGAUGAAGUUUGCCAUCCACAAGCUGGUGAUGGAUGAGAUGGAAGAGGAGAUCGUGGCGGGACUGAUGGAACCGAAAGGCGGGGGAGGCAUUGGAUUGAGGGGAUGGUGCUGGAUGAGUGUCCGGAGGUGGCGAAGAAGCGCCACCAGUUAACGAGGAGUGUCAAGCUGCUCUAGGAGUCCAAGGAUGUUGUGGCUGCUAUCAUGGAUCGCAUAACCAUGGAUGAUUAGGGGUUAUUAUCUCUUGCUUUUCGAUAUGCAGGUUAAUUAAGGAAGGGGUUUAGACUGUUUUGAUAAUUAGGAUCUCAAGUCUUUGGACCCCUGUUAAGUUAUCUAUUCUGUACUUUUGUUAUGUUUAUCCUACUACUAGCUAGUUUAUUUUCAAAGUUUAACACUCUCACUCAAUGGCUUGUUCACAAACGCAACACUUUUAGGACUUGCUAAGAUAGGGCG